AUGCUGAUCCCUGUCUUCCUUGUCCUUCUCUUCUGCUUCCAGGGGCACACAGGCCCUGCUCCCCAUUUCGUGCAACAGCCGGAGGACCUGGUGGUGGUGUUGGGAGAGGAAGCCCGGCUGCCCUGUGCCCUGGGCGCAUACAGGGGGCUUGUUCAGUGGACUAAGGAUGGGCUGGCUCUUGGGGGUGAAAGGGAUCUUCCAGACCCCCCAGUGGUGACUCUCUCUGUUGAGCCCCAGACCGUGCAGGAAGGAGAGAAAGUAGCAUUCCUGUGUCAGGCCACGGCCCAGCCUCCUGUCACUGGCUACAGGUGGGCAAAGGGGGGCUCCCCGGUGCUCGGGGCGCGUGGGCCGAGAUUAGAAGUCGUGGCAGAUGCCUCGUUCCUGACUGAGCCUGUGUCCUGCGAAGUUAGCAACGACGUGGGCAAUGCCAACCGCAGCACUGUGCUGGAAGUGCUGUUUGGACCCAUUCUCCAGGCAAAGCCAGAGCCCAUGUCGGUGGAUGUAGGGGAAGAUGCCUUCUUCACCUGUGCCUGGCGUGGGAAUCCAUCCCCACGGAUAACUUGGAUCCAUCGGGGUGGUACACAGGUGCUGAGCUCAGGACCCACACUGCGUCUUCGGUCGGUAGGACCCGAGGAUGCAGGCGACUACGUGUGCAGGGCUGAGCCUGGGCGCUCAGGCCUGGGAGGUGGCACAGCAGAAGCUAGGCUAACAGUGAAUGCUCCCCCAAUAGUGACUGCCCUGCACUCCGCGCCUGCCUUGCUGAGGGGACCCGCCAGUCUUCAGUGUCUAGUGUUGGCCUCCCCUCCUCCAGAAGCAGUGGUCUGGUCUUGGGAUGAAGGCUUCCUGGAAACAGGGUCCCAAGGCAGGUUCCUGGUGGAGACUUUCCCAGCCCCUGAGGUCCAUGGGGGACAGAGUCCAGGCCUAAUCUCUGUGCUACACAUUUCGGGGACCCAGGAGUCUGACUUCAACAGAGGCUUCAACUGCAGUGCCCGGAACCGAUUGGGUGAAGGAGGCACCCGGAUCCUUCUGGGCCGUAGAGACUUGCUGCCCACUAUGCGGAUUGUGGCUGGAAUAGUGGCCUCUGUCACGACUGUCCUUAUGGUCAUCAUUGGUGUGGCCCUUUGCUGCUGGCGUCACACCUCGUUCUCCAAGCAAAAGAACCUGGUGCGGAUCCCUGGAAGCAGCGAUGGCUCCAGUUCUCGAGGCCCUGAGGAGGAGACGGGCAGUAGCGAGGAUCGGGGUCCCAUGAUACACACCAACUGCAGUGACCUAAUUCUGGAUGAGAAAGGGGCUUUGGACACUAAAGACCCAACCAAUGGUUACUACAAGGUGCGAGGGGUCAGUGUGAGCCUGAGCCUCGGUGAAGCCCCCGGAGGAGGCCUUUUCCUACCACCCUCCUCCCCACUUGGACUUCCAGGGACCCCAACCUACUACGACUUCAACCCCCAGCUGGACAUGAUCCCCCCAUGCAGACUGUACAGAGCCCGGGCAGGUUAUCUCACCACCCCUCAUCCAAGAGCCUUUACCAGCUACAUCAAACCGACAUCCUUCGGACACCCAGACUUGGGUCCUGGAACACCUCCUUUCUCCUAUGCUGCCUUCUCUGCACCUAGUCACCAACGGCUCCAGACUCAUGUGUGA
Dipodomys ordii (Ord's kangaroo rat) is the source of this 1641-nucleotide messenger RNA. It is a transcript of the gene Kirrel2, whose product is annotated as kin of IRRE like 2 (Drosophila). Gene Ontology annotation, cellular component: cell-cell junction. NCBI's taxonomy places the organism in Eukaryota, Metazoa, Chordata, Mammalia, Rodentia, Heteromyidae. The record is from RefSeq and is a predicted model, not a curated record. Bases 1 to 1641 code for a protein of 546 amino acids. The transcript has 12 exons. Gene Ontology annotation, molecular function: cell adhesion molecule binding. Gene Ontology annotation, biological process: cell-cell adhesion.